AGAGAGAGAGAGAGAGAGAGAGAGAGAGAGAGAGAGGGAGUGAGCAGCCACUCUGGUGCACUCCGGUGGUUCUCACAAAGCAUUACUGUUGCUUCAUCUCCAACAGUCCAACAGUGGCACUGCUACCAUUCAGCAAGAAACCUGCUAACUACCCUAAUCCCAGUGGACAUAUUCAAAUGGACAACGUUGGGCUUUCCACUCUGCACUUUGGACGUUUAUCUUGGAUUUAUGAAACUAACUACAACUCCAUGACCUAAUAUUCUUUUGCAAGCCUUUUGGACACUGGGGAAACAUCUCUUUGGAAAACAUGUUGCUGUUGCACGCAACAGAAGAACCUCUCCCAUGCCUCUCCUGGUCUGUGGAAACAAGGAAUAGGCAUACAUCAGCCGCUGAUGAUGUCUGAAUGCUGAACAAACAAGACUCCAAAAGAGUUAAAUGUAAGCUGCCAAAGCCAAACAAAGAAUGGUCAUUUUUAGCAAGAAAGUUUUCUACAGAUAUUUUUGGAGCUUUUGAGAAUGAAUGAAUUUAAGAUGCUUGUCAACAGGGCACAGAUUAUUUUGUUCUGAUCACUUUGCCAUCUAAAAACACAUCUGACUUGAAGCAAAUGAGUUGAACAAAGCUGCACGUCCUCCUGAUCACGAUGGAUUACAACUUUAGCACUACAGCAUCGUAUGUGGUCAGCACUACGGCGAUGGCCACAAACAGAACGGGACCCUACCACCCUGCUGCAGGACUCUGGAGUCUGAUCAUACUGGUCAUCAUCAUCCUGAUCAUUGUGGUUGGAAAUCUGCUUGUCAUCAUAGCCAUAGCGCACACAUCUCAGCUACAGACAAUGACCAACAUCUUCAUUAUGUCUCUGGCCUGUGCUGACCUUAUCAUGGGGGUCCUGGUGGUGCCCUUGGGGGCCACCAUUGUAGUAACAGGCAACUGGCAGCUCAGUGACACAUUCUGCGAGCUCUGGACUUCUGUGGACGUCCUCUGCGUCACAGCAAGCAUUGAGACACUCUGCGUGAUAGCAGUGGACCGCUAUAUAGCCAUAACAAGGCCCUUCCAACACAAGGUCCUGCUCAAUAAGUGGCGUGCCAGGCUAAUAGUUUGUUUGGUGUGGAUUGUGAGUGCCCUAAUCUCUUUUGUACCAAUUAUGAAUCAGUACUGGCGUGCAGAUAAUGACCCAGAGGCCACAAAGUGCUACCAGGACCCGGCGUGCUGCGACUUUGUGACCAACAGGACAUUCGCGAUUAUAUCUUCUGUAGUAUCUUUUUAUAUCCCUUUGCUCAUAAUGAUAUUCGUUUAUGCCAGAGUUUUUCUAAUAGCGACACGGCAGGUACAGCUCAUAGAUAAGAAUCGGCUGCGCUUUCAGAAUGAGUGUCCGACGACGCAGAUGCAGAUUGGCCAGCACAUCAACAACAUCCUGCCAUCGGCGUGUGUGGGCUCCAGCGGCUACAACAGCGCGUCCCGGAGAAAGAGCGCCAAGCGAAGGCCGUCGCGGCUCAUGCUUGUCAAAGAGCACAAGGCCCUGAAGACUUUGGGCAUUAUCAUGGGCACCUUCACACUGUGCUGGCUGCCCUUCUUUGUGGCCAACAUCAUCAACGUGUUUGACAGAAAUGUCCCAUCGAUCGAGGUCUUCCGACUGUUAAACUGGCUGGGCUACGUCAACUCUGGCCUGAAUCCUAUCAUCUACUGCAGGAGUCCGGAGUUUCGUGCCGCCUUCAAGAACCUGCUGGGCUGUCCCUGGUUGUCCACCCCGCAGCUCAAUAUUUUCUACAAAGAGCUACGGACUCGCUGCUCCUGCUUUCUUUGGCAGGCUGAGUCAGGCACAGCGGGCUCACUCCAGAAAUCUCAAGCUAGCAGGACCGAGGGCACUGAGAGCCUGGCCACCAGUCAGGCCAGCAACAGAAGUGAGGAGCCGUCUCCAGGUCCUCUUCAGUCCAACGGCAGCACACAGUUCAGUGACCUGUCAGAGCCUGAAACCGAAUUUUUCACGUUGCAGGAAAAAGACGGAUGAGAGAGGCAAAAUGUCGAGCUACUGAAAAGAACAGCAUACUCCAACAGUUACAGACAUUCCUGCAAAGGCUGAGACCAAACAGCAGUGAGGGAAUCAUAAAGGAAUGGCAGAAACACCGGACGCUGAUGAGGAGAGUUGAAAGAGGCCGACGGAUUCGAGAGAACCAGUGAGGGCGGGCUGGGUACACUGUGACUGUGCUGGCAUCCCACAACCAUAAAAGGUUUCUGUGGAGCUCCAUGGACACAAGAUUGUCUGCUGCAGCUCAGCGCUUGACUGACGUUAUGCUGACACAAAGGCUGAACUUCUCUGCGUCGUCUACAUACUGUCCGCGGCAGAGCUACACUGAACGAGAACCCACUUCUGCCCACUUUGAAAGCAUUCCAGUAAA
Messenger RNA from Myripristis murdjan (pinecone soldierfish), 2393 nucleotides. RefSeq names its product adrenoceptor beta 3a (gene adrb3a). Lineage: Eukaryota; Metazoa; Chordata; Actinopteri; Holocentriformes; Holocentridae. The transcript is spliced from 2 exons. Gene Ontology annotation, biological process: positive regulation of MAPK cascade; adenylate cyclase-activating adrenergic receptor signaling pathway; norepinephrine-epinephrine-mediated vasodilation involved in regulation of systemic arterial blood pressure. Gene Ontology annotation, molecular function: beta3-adrenergic receptor activity; epinephrine binding. The record is from RefSeq and is a predicted model, not a curated record. Bases 641 to 2005 code for a protein of 454 amino acids. Gene Ontology annotation, cellular component: plasma membrane.